Messenger RNA from Durusdinium trenchii, 477 nucleotides. The record is from the annotation of a GenBank genome assembly. Lineage: Eukaryota; Dinophyceae; Suessiales; Symbiodiniaceae.
AUGCCCAAAGGAGGCAGAAGAGGUCCGAGACAAGUGGAGCGAGAGCUUUUGGUGACCAAUGGGCGUCCCUUGCCGCCAGAUCCCAAGGAUCAGGAGCCCGAGGACCCUGAUGCGCGCCCCUGCCGUUGCGAGGUGUGCUUGCAGGUGCCUCAAGGAACCAGAGAAUGUGUCCAGCCUGAGAGUGUGAUCCUUUUCUUGGGGGUCUACCCCAGAGGAUUGGGCUUCAUUGCGCUGGCAGAACUGCAGCGUGAGAAUUGCAGCGUGCUGGCCCACACAGAGGAACACUGCGCCAUCCUCUUCCACUAUGCGGAGGAGACCGUUCUGGAGCUGGGUUCGUUCCUGCUGCUGUGCGAAGUUCCUGGUGGUUCAGGGUUCGGUCCCCUGACAACCCUGCCGCCGCAGCCCUCUCUUCAAGACCUCUCAUCUGUGGCUGAGAUGCAGGCGCAGCCUGGCUCAGUGCCGAUACGCAUAACGUGA